Messenger RNA from Aspergillus sclerotioniger CBS 115572, 1147 nucleotides. Its product is annotated as PDGFA associated 1 family protein. The transcript has a single exon. NCBI's taxonomy places the organism in Eukaryota, Fungi, Ascomycota, Eurotiomycetes, Eurotiales, Aspergillaceae. Bases 329 to 958 code for a protein of 209 amino acids. Gene Ontology annotation, cellular component: cytosol. The record is from RefSeq and is a predicted model, not a curated record. Gene Ontology annotation, molecular function: RNA binding.
AAGCGUUUGCCAUCUCCUGCGUUCUCCUUCAACCGUCUUCCGCAAUUCAUACCAUGGCACCCCGCGGCCGCGGAAAGUUCUCCAAGCCCUCGCGAGGAGGUAUGUGAGCGGCACGGCCGCUGGUCCACAAGCACGAAGAAACUCAACUAACGACAUCCACACGCACAGGCGGGAAAAGGUUCAGUCGGGACACCCAGCCUGUGGACAAAGAUGGCAACCCUGUUGGUCUGUGGAGGGUAAGCAUGCCCGGUUUCUCACCUGACUGUUCGAAUCAACCUGAAUCCCACCUUAACCCAACCGCCACCGCAACCAGGAACCCGACGAUGCCAUGCCCUCCUCAUCACAAGAAGACGCAUCUUCAGAAUCGGAAUCCGACGAAUCCUCCGAUGAGGAGAGACCUGGCCCCUCCGCCGUCUCACCCCCGACGGUCGCCACCGAAAUGACGCGCGAGGAACGUCGCGCUGCCGCCAAAGCCAAGAAGCAAGCUGCGCAAGCAAGACGGCUACAAACCGCCGCACAGCCGGGCGAUUUGCCCCCCUCCGACUCGGAGGGAUCCGACAAGGAGGACGAGAACGACGACAAUGAGGAGGAUGAAGACCUCCCUGCCAACCCGAACCAUACGACGAAAUCUCGCUCCCAGCUGAGCGGUACCACCGACGACGCGGCACAGCCCGAGGGCGGGGAUCUCUCGCAGCUCUCACGCCGAGAGCGCGAGGCGAUCGAGGCGCAGCAGGCUCGGGAGCGGUACAUGAAACUCCACGCGGAGGGGAAGACGGACGAGGCGCGGGCGGAUCUGGCGCGGUUGGCACUCGUCAGGGAACGGCGCGAGGCAGACCGGCUUCGUAAAGAGGCCGAGAAGGAGGAGAAGGCUGAAUUGGCGAAACAAAGGGCCGCCGAGUUGCAGGUCAAGUUGCAGGCCGCCAAGGGGAAGAAAAAAGGAGGUGCGAAGAAGAAAUAAACUACAGAAUAAUGCCUCUUCCCUUUAUCCUUUGAUCCGUAUAUCAUAUACCAUAUCAUAUACCAUGUCAUCAUAUCAUCAUAUCUAACAGUUCUUAUAUCGUGUUUCGGGUAGCGAUUGAAGGGAUGAGGAAUUGUGCUUUUUUGUUGUCUGCUUUUCUCCCUUGAUGCAUGUGCAAUUGGAUUGAAG